GGAGAAGAGACUACAAUGCUGAGUAACCGCUCCUCUCUCUUUCUGUCACCGUGGUUUCUGUGUGAAGCAGCUCUGCUCUCAGCAGGUGGAUCUCCGUCCCAGAGAACGAGGCCUUGUCUGAGUUCAUCAGCAUCACACGCCAGUACUGAACCUCGUCAAAGACUCAAUAUCAAUACUGAAUCUUUACACUGACAAAGACUGUAAUUACAGCACCUGGGUUCCGGAACAUGUACCUUGUGGUGGUUCGGGCCUCUCCAUAACAAUAACUGUCUUAAUCGCCGCCCAGAAGCAGAAUACAAACACACCACACCCGCUCACUCGCGCUUCGUCUCCAGCACUGAGGUAGAACUCCUCUGGCGGUCGCCUUUUAACCAUGGAAACGACCUCCGGGUUUGGCGGCCUGGCGUGGAACUUUACAAGCGUGAGUUCCACGCCAGGCCGCCCCUCCCAGGCGUCCGUGGGUCAGGCGGAGGGGGAGGAGCCGUACUUUGUGGACUACGUCCCUCCGGCGCGCGACGCUAUCGUGCUCCCACGCCAUGUGGUCUACAUCCUGGUGGCCGUGAUCCUGGUGGUCAUGGCGAUGUACGCCAUUGUGGGUCACCUGAUCAAGGACCUGAUGCAUGACUUCACAGACUGGAUCCUAGGCCCCAAACCAGAGGCGUUGGACACGGAGCGAGGGCAGGAGGGGGAGGAGGAGCAGCGGAGCGUUUACGACGACCAGAUGCGGGCGGAGAAGUGGAGGCAGGAGACGGAGGAGGAGAGAGAGGGGCUGCUUCCGGGGUACUGCCACCUCCCCGCCGACCCCCCUCUCCGCAGUGCCAUCUCAGCAUUCCCUAGCAACAAGGGGCCGUCCAAUCAGAACGUGACCUUCUCUUUCUCCCUGACCCCUUACAUUACCUCGGUCUAGGAUCCUUGACCUUAGCUGACCCCAGAGUAGGGUCUGUGACCUUAGCUGACCCAAGAGUGGGGUCUGUGACCUUAGCUGACCCCAGAGUAGGGCCUGUGACCUGAGCUGACCCCAGCGUAGGGUCCCUGACACCACCUCGGUCUGUCGCUGUGUUUCUCAGGGCUUCCAGCUGGAAGGCUCUGUGUGUGGGAGGGAAAACACAAAGACAGCUUCUGUCUUUUUUUAUCCAUCUAAUUUAGCGCUUCAAAACUCCCAUUUUAACAGUCAAUGGGUUCAGUUUAUUCAGGCCAAUCCCUCCCCUGAAAUGACCCCUCGAGUUUACUUCCUGAAAUGCACCCCACCCCACACACACACACAGCCAGACCCAAAUAAAUAAAGAACUUGAUUCCCUAACA
Molecule: messenger RNA, 1302 nt
Organism: Osmerus eperlanus (European smelt)
Lineage: Eukaryota; Metazoa; Chordata; Actinopteri; Osmeriformes; Osmeridae
Exons: 2
Coding region: 374-907 (177 amino acids)
Source: RefSeq, a predicted model, not a curated record